AUGUCCGAGGGGAGCGGGUGUGAUGACGUCUGCUUCCCACGCCUCCUCAGGCCUCACGCGGGCUCGACAAUCCUCAACCACACUCUAAUUGUUCGGAGCUACGACCAGAUCAGUGUGUCCACAGAGUGCAGUUUCCAGACCGAAUCGGACUGGGACCCUCUUUCGGACACCACCUCCAUGAUGAGCUUCGACAUGGCUCAGCCAAACGGCACGACUUCACCCUUCAAAGACUUCAAGAGCUCAGAGGCGAAGAAGGGGAUGCUGGAUCGUCUCAGCCACUUCUUUAACUCCCGGAGAAAGAAGAGCCGGCAUCAUUCUGAGGCCUCCGACGCAAGCUACCCAACGUCCCCGACGUACCCGACGUCCCCCCUGUCUCCACAAUCAGUCCAGUCUCAGCAGGAGGACGACGACGGGCUGAAGACGCCGACUCCUUCCCGAAAAGGCAGCGGCUCAACGGUGCUCUGUUAUGCAGACGUCCGAGCGGGAGCGAAGGGCGGCGACGCCCUCAGCCAUAGCUCGAGUGCGUCCUCCCUGCUGGCAGACGAAGCCGAGCUCCCGUUCGCUGACAGCGACAGCAGCGGCCGGAACAGCGUGAGGGAGGUGCACAUGUGCAGGGUCAGCACGGCUGGCAAAGAAGGGAAUUCUGGGAAUUCUGGGAAUUUUGGGAAUUCUGAGAAUUCUGGGAAUGUGACCCCCACCGCUCAAGACCUUACUUCCACCCCUCCACCGAGAGCUGAUCCGGGCUCAGAACUGGGCUUCGCAGAUUCGGUGGUGGAGGAAGUGAGCAAAAGGCUGCAAGCCAGUUUGGAUGAAAACAUUUGUAAGAGCACAGAGGGGUCCGGCAAGGACAAGACUCAGACCACACUGUCGACCAUUAACAUCUCCCUCACCAAGGGGGUCAAGGCCCCAAAGUCCGUAACCUCCAUUAGCUUAGCAUCAAAGAAGGCAUCCGUGAAAGUUGGAGAGAAGGGGUACCGUACCGCGCUGAGAGGGAUAACUUUAGGCUCUCAGUCGUCCCCCUCACAACUCAUCGACUCCCCAAAGGAAGGCGGGGACUCUCGGAACGUAGAUCGGGACAACAAGAGGAGGGGUCAGGUGUUCUCUUGGGACGACUUCGACCCGCAAUGGAGCCUUUCACCUGAGAGCGAGCCAGCGCCCCGAGAUGAUCUCCACAAAGCGAUAUGGGUGGAAACACACCUGGGGCCGGAGGAGGAGUGGGAGGGGGAGGGGGAGAGAUAUAUAACGAAAGAAGAGGAGGAGGAGGGCUUCAGAGCGGACUCGCCUCCCGUGCUGGCGAUACCUGUCACAGUGAUUCCCGAGGACGACUCGCUCCCUCCGAGCCCCGCCCCCUCCGAGUCCAGUGGCAGCCUGCCGCAGUCCGCCAGCUCCUUGGCACCGACUACAAGGGAGUUCCAGGCGACCGCACCACAGCCGGGAGGGCCUGGCGCUGGCACAGGCUCCAAGCAAAGUUCCCUUAAGGACAAACGCAGAACCAGAGACAUUUGCGUCACGCGCAAGACGGUGAACCUGCCCUCGAAAAGCAAGGUUUUUGCCCACAAGGUGUUGGUGACUCCGGAGCCAGAUUUGGACGGGAGCGAGCCAGCGGAAGAGGAGCUCACCAGAGACUCAACUACAAAGACUUCAGGCACAACAGGAGAGGAACUGCUGCCAAGCCUCCAAAACAACAAUGUGGAACUCAAGGAAGUCAGCCUUCAGCCAAGUACAGACGGGACUACACACUCUGACGCAAAUACUCCUGAAGCCAUAGUUCAGGAAAAAACAGACUCCAAGGCCUCUGACAUUGAUGCCGCUUCAGACAUGUACAGAGGAAAGUCUCAAGCAGUGGGGUCUGGGUUGAGAGGCCAAGGGACCAGCCAGGCUACAGCCUUCAAACGAGGGCUUAAAGCAGAAAGUGGGCCUACCACAGCAAGUGGAGCAAAGACCCCAUCCUCAGCAGCUGGCAGCCAGACCAAAAAUGUAACAACAAAGAUGAAGGUCUCCACAGAGAGCAGGAGGGUGGGAACCUCCAGUGAUAAAACUGUUUCUAUCUUACCAACAUUAAAGGACCAGAGCAGCAGUUCCUUAAGUGCAAAGUCUAAAAUCCCCAAAAGGACAGCAUCAGAUUCUGAUAUGAAAUCAACGGUGACACCAAAUAAACCAUCGGUGACGGACACCUCUGGAUCCAAAGUGCAGAAACUACUCGGAAGCAAAGAAGCUUUGAAAACUCCACUCACUGCCACCAAAGCUGGCAGGAAACAAAGUGUUGAAGAGAAAGCUCCGUCAGGAGACAUUGCUCCCACUAAAGCAACACACAAGAUGGGAACAAAGCUUAUUCAGGAAAAACCAGACGAGCACUCCAUAAACCUGGUAAAUGGUGUGGAGAAAGACCGCGAGGAGAGGAGUGUUAGAACAGGACAGCGUUCUGACAGGGAGGCCAGUCCUGGUGUCAAACAAGGGCAAAACCGCCUGGAGAAUAAUGCCUCCUUGGUAUCGAAGAGUCGGUUGCCCGUUUCAUCGGCGACGAAUAAGACGAGCGACGAGAUAACUCAAACGAGUGGCACCGACAAUAAAAGAACAACAUCUGGUCCGUCGGAUUCAGACGGAUCCAGCACAGUCCAGAAGCAGAGUCCAGAGCAACGACAAGUGACUCCUGGCCAGAGACCCGGGAGUGAGACGCCAACCCCGCUCCCUGGAAGCCCCAAGAAAGGGAAUACGCUAGCAACCAGACCAUCCAUGCACCUCUCUAAAAGCAGCAUUAUCCAUGAAGAUAGUGGCACACCCAUCUUGGUUGUCUCUCCACCUGCCACCAAGCAAGAUAAAAAUGUCUCAUCAGAGCUCUCCAAACAGAGUGACAACAUUAAGCAUCAUAAAAGUCUGGUAAAGGAUUCCGCAGAUCCCUCAUCAUCUGGUAGCAAGCUUCCUACAAGAGGUCAGAGGAGCUCCAACAAAGAACAAUCCAGAAAACCUUCAUCGACUGAGAAUUCUGCAAGCACAUCCACAUCUAAACGGGAAGACUCGAUUCAGGACUCGAACACAGAGACAGCUGUCACAGCGUCUGAGAGUGUCGUAGCGGACCAAGUGAAGGACAAUGCCAGUGGUGACAUACUGAAAGUCAAGCCUCUGUCUACAAAGGAACAAGAGAGAGGGAUACAACUCACAGACAAUCAGUCUAGUCUCAUUGAAAACCAGCUAAAAAGAAAUGAGGCAAAGGAAUUACAGGAGAGCAGAACCAGUCCUGCAACUGAGGAGAUUUCAAAAGUCCAUCAAACGCAAAACAACAAUGCCAUUAUUUUAGAAAACUCUCAAGGAAAUGUUUCACCAGUUACAGACCCCUGUGAGGUGGCCAAGGCAGGUCCAUCUCAGUCGCCAGUUACUGAUGUAAAUAAUGCUGAGAUUGAUUGCCAGCUUGAGAACAAAACACCAACAAAGGUUAAGUCUCAGAUUCAAAGUGACAACACCACACAGGAACAAAAAACAUUGAUUUUACCAAAGAUUUGUCCAGAAGAAGUAAAAGGGAAACACAUUUUAGAGACAACAAAGCUGAUCAGUGAUAGUAAACCAGAUUCAAUCCAGGAGAGAGGCCUUCCAGAACUGAAGCUCAUCUCUGCUCAUGAAGAUGUAACUGAUAUGUCAGCCAAACCGGUUGAAAGCGGUCACUGUGACAUAAUAACUCCCUCUGAUCUGGAAGGUAGUGUUUCCCUUAAAGAAACAAAUGAGGUCACUCCUGCUAAAUUGCCAUCAAAAGACCAAGAUGCUGAGCCAACAGAAGGCAUUUCAGCCCCUACUAUGGCUGUUUCAGUUGAAGCUAACUUGCUCAAUAUAGAGCAGCAAAAAGAGUUAUUAAAGGAUCAAAGAACAAAUAUCAUUCUUAAAAAUGAUAGAUUGCCCACAUUAAGCAGAGAUUUAGUCAAAGAUGUUGAGGUGGAGGAGAAAAGUAAAAAGGAGGCUGCCAGGAAACAAGCAGAAGAUUUUGACAUUCAAACACAGAGCGUUACUGUUUGUGAAUUGACCAAGAAUGUUGAAAAUCAGCUCGACAAAGAGCCUCUUUUACGAGAAGGAGAAUUUGAAAGACAGAAGAAAGACUCAAAAUCAAGUAAAAAGCUGAACGACACAGCGGUUGAAAGCAGUGACUCACAAGAAAGUUGCAAAAAGGAGCUAAAGGACAUUACUAUCCAGGAUGACGCCGGGAAAGAAAUUACAAAAACACAGAAGCUGACAGAUCCAUCAUCAGGGGAGACGUGUUUACAGCCUGACUCAGAGGAGGGACCACAGAUGGUAGUAACGGAUGCCCUGGAAGAGAAGAAGACAGAGGCAGAGCAAGCAAGAAGUGCACUCCAUGAAAAUACGACCAGUGUGAUUGAUACAAAGCAGGAAUGUGAGAUCAUCUUAAAAGAAAAUGCAAAGAGUGGUGAUAAGAAAACCAAUCAGCAGCUCAAGACACAAACUGUGAUAAAUGAACUGGAACCCCAAAUACUUCUUACCAAGGAUCAGAAGGUUAGGGAUAAGGAAGCAUAUCAGGUGGACAAACAUGUUCAUGUUGAAGAGAAAAGUUCAACACCAGAACUAAUAGCCAUAAGCACUACAACUACGACUACUGAAGAAGAGAUUAAAACAAAGGACUUAUUGAUGAAGAAUUUACCGAAUGAAAUUUCAAAUGAGACUGUUGACUCUGAGGUUAGGAGACACAAGGAACAGAAAACCUUGAUUGUAAGAGACCAAGAUGGGAACAUUAAAAAGGGGAAAGCAGAAGAAAAUUCUAAUCAAUCAAUAGAAUCCAAAUGUGACAUAGAACAAAUACCUGUGACAGAAAAAGCUUCAGAGAAGACUAUGGAAAGACAGAUUUUACAGAUGAUUACACCUCAAGAUCUAAAAGCAGAGAUUAUAAGCACAACAAAGGUUAUAAGCACAACAACCCAGUAUGAAAAGGGGGCGGAAGAGAAGGCUGAAAUAAAGGAUUCAUCCGUUAAGAAUUUGGUUAAUGAGGCAGCAAUGACACCAGAAGCUCCAAAGAAGAUAUCAGAAAGCCAAAUUCAAGGACCAAAGGUUAUAAGCACAACAACCCAGAGUGAAAAGGGGGCUGAAGAGAAGGCUGAAAUAAAGGAUUCAUCUGUUAAGCGUUUAGUUAAUGAGACAGCAAUGACACCUGAAUCUCCAGAAAAGACUACAGAAAGACACGUUUUAGAAAUGGAUACACCUCAAGAUCUUAAAGCAGUAAGCAGUGAAACCCAGAGUGCUGAAUGUGCUCAAGAGGAGACUGUAACAAAGGAUUCAUCAGUAAAGAAUUUAUUGAAUGAGACUGGGAUUAUUAAUGCUAACAGCAAAGUUAGCAUCCAACAAGACCAGAAAUCAAAAAGUGUGGCUAAUGAUAGAGCAAUGACAUCAGAAUCUCCGAAGAAGAUAUCAGAAAGCCAAAUUCAAGGACCAACGGUUAUAAGCACAACAACCCAGGGUGAAAAGGGGUUUGAAAAGUCUGAAAUAAAGGACUUAUCUGUUAAGAGUUUGGUUAAUGAGACAGCAAUGACAUCAGAAUCUCCAAAGAAGAUAUCAGAAAGCCAAAUUCAAGGACCAAAGGUUAUAAGCACAACAACCCAGGGUGAAAAAGAGGCUAAAGACAUGGCUGAAAUAAAGGAUGCAUCUGUUAAGAGUUUGGUUGAUGAGACAACAAUGACUUCAGAAGCUCCAAAGAAGAUAUCAGAAAGCCAAAUUCAAGGACCAAAGGUUAUAAGCACAACAACCCAGGGUGAAAAAGGGGCUAAAGACAUGGUUGAAAUAAAGGAUGCAUCUGUUAAGAGUUUGGUUAAAGAGACAGCAAUGACAUCAGAACUUCCCAAAAAGAGAAGUGAAAUCCAAAUUCAAGAACCAAAGGUUAUAAGCACAACAACCCACAGUGAAAAGGGGGCUGAAAAGACUGAAAUAACUGACUCAUCAGUUAAGAGUUUGAUAAAUGAGAUGGCAAUGACACCAGAAUCUCCAAAGAAGAUAUCAGAAAGCCAAGUUCAAGGAACAAAGGUUAUAAGCACAACAACCCAGGGUGAAAAGGGAGCGAACGAGAACGCUGAAAUAAAGGAUUUGUCAGUGGGGAAUCUGGAAAAUGAGAUGGCAAUGACAUCAGAAGCUCCAAUGAAGAUAUCAGAAAGCCAAAUUCAAGGACCAAAGGUUAUAAUCACAACAACCCAGGGUGAAAAAGGGUCUGAAGAGAAGGCUGAAAUAAAGGAUUCAUCGGUUAAGAGUUUGGUUGAUGAGACAGCAAUGGCAUCAGAAUCUCCAAAGAAGAUAUCAGAAAGCCAAAUUCAAGGACCAAAGGUUAUAAGCACAACAACCCAGAGUAAAAAGGGGGCUGAAGAGAAGGCUGAAAUAAAGGAUUCAUCGGUUAAGAGUUUGGUUAAUGAGACAGCAAUGACAUCAGAAUCUCCAAAGAAGGUAUCAGAAAGCCAAAUUCAAGGACCAAAGGUUCUAAGCACAACAACCCGGAGUGAAAAGGGGGCUGACGACAAGGCUGAAAUAAAGGAUUCGUCAGUUAAGAGUUUGGUUGAUGAGACAGCAAUGACUUCAGAAGCUCCAAAGAAGAUAUCAGAAAGCCAAAUUCAAGGACCAAAGGUUAUAAGCACAACAACCCAGGGUGAAAAAGGGGCUAAAGACAUGGCUGAAAUAAAGGAUGCAUCUGUUAAGAGUUUGGUUAAAGAGACAGCAAUGACAUCAGAACUUCCCAAAAAGAGAAGUGAAAUCCAAAUUCAAGAACCAAAGGUUGUAAGCACAACAACCCACAGUGAAAAGGGGGCUGAAAAGACUGAAAUAACUGACUCAUCAGUUAAGAGUUUGAUAAAUGAGAUGGCAAUGACACCAGAAUCUCCAAAAAAGAUAUCAGAAAGCCAAGUUCAAGGAACAAAGGUUAUAAGCACAACAACCCAGGGUGAAAAGGGAGCGAACGAGAACGCUGAUAUAAAGGAUUUGUCAGUGGGGAAUCUGGUAAAUGAGAUGGCAAUGACAUCAGUAGCUCCAAUGAAGAUAUCAGAAAGCCAAAUUCAAGGACCAAAGGUUAUAAUCACAACAACCCAGGGUGAAAAAGGGUCUGAAGAGAAGGCUGAAAUAAAGGAUUCAUCGGUUAAGAGUUUGGUUGAUGAGACAGCAAUGGCAUCAGAAUCUCCAAAUAAGAAAUCCGAAAGCCAAAUUCAAGGACCAAAGGUGAUAAACACAACAACCCGGAGUGAAAAGGGGGCUGACGACAAGGCUGAAAUAAAGGAUUCGUCAGUUAAGAGUUUGGUUGAUGAGACAGCAAUGACUUCAGAAGCUCCAAAGAAGAUAUCAGAAAGCCAAAUUCAAGGACCAAAGGUUAUAAGCACAACAACCCAAGGUGAAACGGGGGCUAGAGACAAGGCUGAAAUAACGGAUUCAUCUGUUAAGACUUUGGUUGAUGAGACAGCAAUGACAUCAGAAGCUCCAAAGAAGGUAUCAGAAAGCCAAAUUCAAGGACCAAAGAUUCUAAGCACAACAACCCGGAGUGAAAAGGGGGCUGACGACAAGGCUGAAAUAAAGGAUUCGUCAGUUAAGAGUUUGGUUGAUGAGACAGCAAUGACUUCAGAAGCUCCAAAGAAGAUAUCAGAAAGCCAAAUUCAAGGACCAAAGGUUAUAAGCACAACAACCCAGGGUGAAAAAGGGGCUAAAGACAUGGCUGAAAUAAAGGAUGCAUCUGUUAAGAGUUUGGUUAAAGAGACAGCAAUGACAUCAGAACUUCCCAAAAAGAGAAGUGAAAUCCAAAUUCAAGAACCAAAGGUUAUAAGCACAACAACCCACAGUGAAAAGGGGGCUGAAAAGACAGAAAUAACUGACUCAUCAGUUCAGAGUUUGAUAAAUGAGAUGGCAAUGACACCAGAAUCUCCAAAGAAGAUAUCAGAAAGCCAAGUUCAAGGAACAAAGGUUAUAAGCACAACAACCCAGGGUGAAAAGGGAGCGAACGAGAACGCUGAAAUAAAGGAUUUGUCAGUGGGGAAUCUGGUAAAUGAGAUGGCAAUGACAUCAGAAGCUCCAAUGAAGAUAUCAGAAAGCCAAAUUCAAGGACCAACGGUUAUAAUCACAACAACCCAGGGUGAAAAAGGGUCUGAAGAGAAGGCUGAAAUAAAGGAUUCAUCGGUUAAGAGUUUGGUUGAUGAGACAACAAUGGCAUCAGAAUCUCCAAAGAAGAAAUCCGAAAGCCAAAUUCAAGGACCAAAGGUUAUAAGCACAACAACCCAGAGUAAAAAGGGGGCUGAAGAGAAGGCUGAAAUAAAGGAUUCAUCGGUUAAGAGUUUGGUUGAUGAAACAGCAAUGACAUCAGAAGCUCCAAAAAAGAUAUCAGAAAGCCAAAUUCAAGGACCAAAGGUUAUAAGCACAACAACCCAAGGUGAAACGGGGGCUAGAGACAAGGCUGAAAUAACGGAUUCAUCUGUUAAGACUUUGGUUAUUGAGAAGUCAAUGACACCAGAAUCUCCAAAGAAGCAACCCGAAAGCAAAAUUCAAGGACCAAAGGUUACAAGCACAACAACCCAGAAUGAAAAGGGGGCUGAAGAGAAGGCUGAAAUCAAGGAUUCGUCAGUUAAGAAUCUGGUAAAUGAGAUGGCAAUGACACCAGAAUCUCCAAAGAAGAUAUGCGAAAGCCAAAUUCAAGGACCAAUGGUUAUAAGCACAACAACCCAGAGUGAAAAGGGGGCUGAAGAGAAGGCUGAAAUAAAGGAUUCAUCGGUUAAGAGUUUGGUUGAUGAGACAGCAAUGACAUCAGAAGCUACAAAGAAGAUAUCAGAAAGCCAAAUUCAAGGAUCAAAGGUUAUAAGCACGACAACCCAGGGUGAAAAAGGGUCUGGAAAGACUGAAAUAAAGGAUUCGGCAGUUAAGAGUUUGGUUAAUGAGACAGCAAUGACAUCAGAAUCUCCAAAGAAGAUAUCAGAAAGCCAAAUUCAAGGACCAAAGGUUAUAAGCACAACAACCCAGUGUGAAAAGGGGUCUGAAAAGACUGAAAAACAGGAUUCAUCUGUUAAGAGUUCGCUUGAUGAGACAUUAAUGACACCAGAAUCUCCAAAGAACAUAUCCGAAAGCCAAAUUCAAGGACCAAAGGUUAUAAGCACAACAACCCAGGGUGAAAUGGGAGCUAAAGGGAACGCUGAAAUAAAGGAUUCCUUAGUUAAGAAUCUGGUAAAUGAGAUGGCAAUGACACCAGAAUCUCCAAAGAAGAUAUCCGAAAGCCAAAUUCAAGGACCAAAGGUUCUAAGCACAACAACCCAGAGUGAAAAGGGGGCUGAAGAGAAGGCUGAAAUCAAGGAUUCGUCAGUUAAGAGUUUGGUUGAUGAGACAGCAAUGACUUCAGAAGCUCCAAAGAAGAUAUCAGAAAGCCAAAUUCAAGGACCAAAGGUUAUAAGCACAACAACCCAAGGUGAAACGGGGGCUAGAGACAAGGCUGAAAUAACGGAUUCAUCUGUUAAGACUUUGGUUAUUGAGAAGUCAAUGACACCAGAAUAUCCAAAGAAGGAACCCGAAAGCAAAAUUCAAGGGCCAAAGGUUAUAAGCACAACAACCCAGAGUGAAAAGGGGGCUGAAGAGAAGGCUGAAAUCAAGGAUUCGUCAGUUAUGAAUCUGGUAAAUGAGACGGCAAUUACACCAGAAUCUCCAAAGAAGAUAUGCGAAAGCCAAAUUCAAGGACCAAUGGUUAUAAGCACAACAACCCAGAGUGAAAAGGGGGCUGAAGAGAAGGCUGAAAUAAAGGAUUCAUCGGUUAAGAGUUUGGUUGAUGAGACAGCAAUGACAUCAGAAGCUACAAAGAAGAUAUCAGAAUUCAAGGAUCAAAGGUUAUAA
Messenger RNA from Pseudoliparis swirei, 9819 nucleotides. Its product is annotated as microtubule-associated protein futsch-like. The coding region runs from base 1 to 9819 and encodes 3272 amino acids. The record is from RefSeq and is a predicted model, not a curated record. Lineage: Eukaryota; Metazoa; Chordata; Actinopteri; Perciformes; Liparidae. The transcript is spliced from 5 exons.